Fonsecaea nubica is the source of this 2568-nucleotide messenger RNA. RefSeq lists its product as hypothetical. Bases 1 to 2568 code for a protein of 855 amino acids. NCBI's taxonomy places the organism in Eukaryota, Fungi, Ascomycota, Eurotiomycetes, Chaetothyriales, Herpotrichiellaceae. The record is from RefSeq and is a predicted model, not a curated record. The transcript has a single exon. Gene Ontology annotation, molecular function: carboxypeptidase activity.
AUGGGGGACAAAAGCCAAUACCAGCACCUGCCCAUCCCUACCUAUGAGGAGGCCACUUCAUCCCGUCCUACUUCCUCCCAAUCCAGACUCGGUCCAGAAGAGAUCAGCGACGAUGCGGAGAGGCAAGGUCUCCUUGGGUCCUUGGGAAACUAUCACCCCCCAACGGUCGAGUCUGCGCGACCGAGUCUCGAUUCCCUCGACGGUAUCGAGCAAGAUGGCGAAGAUGAGGUGCGCAGAGAGAUGCAGCAGAUGGACGUGGAAGACCCCCUGAGCGACUCCUCCCAUCGCUCCCUCCUUCGAUACCGCCUCUCCAAGAGUUUCACCAACCUGACCAACUCGUUCUCCUCCUUAACCCUCCCCUCCUUUCGCCAGUACCUCUCCAAGAUUUCAUGGCCGCGAAUAAACUAUCAACAGUUCGAUGCGAACCGCGUCGUCAUCAUUGGGCGACUCUUCGGUGUUUUCUUGAUCAUGGGUGUUCUUUAUGUACUUAUAGCGUCGGACGUUCUGUCAUUUACAAAGAAUCGCAUGGGAAUGGGCCAGAUAUACGACCCCGAGUCUAUCAGAAUAUUUGUACAGAACCAUAUGAACGAUCAUGGAGAUAUGCAAAAGUAUCUGGAGCACAUAACGGACUUUCCCCAUAUCGCGGGGACCGAGGGCAAUUAUGUCCUGGGAGAAUGGGUGGCCGAGCUAUUCAAAGCCGGUGAAUUGGAAGACGUGGAAAUGGAGAGAUACGAGGUCUAUCUCAACUACCCACGGAGAGACGGGAGGAGAGUAGCGAUUGUCGAGCCGGACAGUAUGAAAUGGGAGGCUAGAUUGGAAGAGGAUCAAGAGGAGUCUCUGGUGUUUCAUGGUCAUUCGAAGUCGGGCGAUGUGACGGGUCCACUGAUAUACGCCAACUUCGGGUCGAGGGAGGACUUCAAGACGCUCGAAGAUAACAACAUAUCCGUCAAGGAUGCCGUCGUCCUCGUUCGCUAUUAUGGCACUCAAGGAGACCGGGCGCUGAAAGUCAAAGCCGCAGAACUUGCCGGCGCUGCGGGAUGUAUCAUCUACUCUGAUCCUGCCCAAGAUGGCUACGUCCAGGGACCGACGUUUCCAGACGGGCGAUUUAUGCCGCAAGAUGCUGUACAGCGGGGCGCUGUCAGCCUCAUGUCCUGGGUGGUUGGAGAUGUUCUCACUCCCGGAUGGGCUUCAACGCCAGAUAACAAGAAACAUCUCAAACCCGAGGAGAGCGCCGGUCUCAACAAGAUCCCGUCCAUUCCCAUCUCCUGGGAGGAUGCGAAGCAGCUACUCGAGUCCCUUAAAGGACACGGCAGUCAGAUGAAGGAUGGCUGGCAAGGAGUUCCUGACUUUGAAUACUGGACGGGGAAUCAGGAGUCUCCGAAAGUCAACCUCAAGAAUCUCCAGGAUGAAGAGCAGAAGCAACCCAUCUACAACGUGUUGGGCAAGAUCACAGGUUGGGAACAGCCCGAGAAGAAGAUAGUGGUGGGCAACCACCGCGAUGCAUGGUGCACAGGCGCCGCCGAUCCCGGCAGCGGCACGGCCGUCAUGCUCGAAGUCGUCCGGAUCUUUGGUGAACUGCGUCGACUAGGUUGGCGGCCACUCCGCACAAUCGAAUUCGCCAGCUGGGACGGGGAGGAGUACAACCUGAUCGGCAGCACCGAGUAUGUCGAGAGUCGUGAAGACCAGUUGCGUGAAGAUGGAAUCGGCUACCUCAAUGUCGAUGUCGGAGUGACCGGUACCGACUUCCACGCCGCCGCUUCUCCCCUGUACGAACGGCCCCUUAUGCACGUUAUCAACCGCGUCAGUGAUCCUUCCACUGGGAAAUCUAUCCGCGAACUCUGGGACGCCGAUAGUCGAAGAAUUGAAGGCCUCGGCGCAGGAAGCGACUUUGUUGCCUUUCAAGACAUCGUUGGCACCUCGUCGAUUGACAUGUUUUUCAAGGGAGCUAGAUUCCCCUACCAUUCUUGCUAUGAUAACUUCGAGUGGAUGGCCAAGUUCGGUGACCCAGACUGGUCAUACCAUAAGACCAUGGGUGAGAUUUGGGCGCUCCUCAUUCUGGAGUUGGCCGAUAGGCCGCUCAUUCCCUUCGACAUCAGCGCCUACUCUAGGGCUAUCGAGAGGUAUAUCGACGACCUGAAAGCGUAUGCGGAGUCAGCACCUACAGCAGCCGACGCAAACACUCUCGAUCUCUCCCCCUUGCGGAAGGCAGCGGAACUCCUUGCUCAGGAGGCCCUGCGCUUCCACACUUUCGACUCGGCCUGGCGUGACUUCAUCUUCGGCUCCGGAGGUUUCGAAUCGUCGACCAUGGGCCUCGCUCGCUUGGAUCACAACAAUCGCCUCACACGUUUUGAGACAGAUCUUCUUGACCUGAGCGAUGGCGGAGGACUGGCCAACCGAACACAGUUCAAACAUGUCAUAUUUGCCCCGCAGCUGUGGAGUGGAUAUGACGAUGCGACAUUCCCCAGUGUGAGAGAUGCCAUCAACGACGGAAACUGGGUUUUGGCGCAAGCCGAGGUCGAGAAAGUGGCGGGCAUACUGGAAGUGGCAGCAGGAAAGCUGAACUCAUAA